Messenger RNA from Trichoderma gamsii, 675 nucleotides. Its product is annotated as acetylxylan esterase. NCBI's taxonomy places the organism in Eukaryota, Fungi, Ascomycota, Sordariomycetes, Hypocreales, Hypocreaceae. The record is from RefSeq and is a predicted model, not a curated record. The transcript is spliced from 2 exons. Gene Ontology annotation, molecular function: cellulose binding. Gene Ontology annotation, cellular component: extracellular region. The annotation marks the transcript as partial. Gene Ontology annotation, biological process: carbohydrate metabolic process.
CGCUACUAUGAUGGGCAGGAGGGUGCCUGUGGCUGCGGCGGUGCGAAUGGCGGCGCCGCUUUCUCCUGGCAGCUUGGCAUCGGCAACGGAGUUUACACAGCUGCCGGCUCCCAGGCUCUCUACGACACGGCUGGUGCUUCGUGGUGUGGCGCGGGCUGCGGUAAAUGCUACAACUUGACCUCGACGGGACAGUCGGCUUGCUCUUCUUGCGGCACGGGCGGCGUGGCGGGCCAGAGCAUCAUUGUCAUGGUUACAAAUCUGUGUCCUAACAAUGGAAACGCGCAGUGGUGCCCAACCGUGGGAGGCACCAACCAGUACGGCUACAGCUACCACUUCGACAUCAUGGCACAGAACGAGGUAUUUGGAGACAAUGUCGUUGUUGAUUUCGAGCCCGUCGCUUGCCCAGGCCAGGCUACUUCUGACUGGCAACAAUGCCUCUGCGUCGGAAUGCAAGAGACCGACACCACGCCUGUGCUAGGAGGCGACACGUCUCCGCCGCCGGGCAGCAGCUCAAGCCGGCCGCCAGCAUCCGCAACAUCGUCAGCACCAACCGGCAGUGGGACACAAUCACUCUACGGCCAGUGUGGAGGUACUGGGUGGGCAGGCCCUACAGCUUGUGCGCCCCCAGCCACCUGCAAAGUGCUGAACCAGUACUACUCCCAGUGCCUUGAUUGA